UGGGGACGGGCUCGUUUCCUCUCCCGGUUCUCAAAGAAACGUGCAGAGGAGCGGACGGUGCCGCUGCCGGCGCGGCCGCGGGAGGGUGCUGCGGACCGGGCGCGGCGGCGGCGGCGGUGGCGGUGGCGGCGGCGGCGGCGGCGCUGCGGCAGAAGAUGUCGGCGGGGCGGCAGGGCCGGGCGGCGGCGGCGUGCUGGCUGGCGGCGGUGCUGUGGGGCGGCGCGGGGCUGCCGCCGGCGCGGGGCUACGUGGUGCUCACCUCGGUGUCCUGGCCGCUGCCCGACGGCGACGGGGCGGCGGGGGACGAGCUCCACAGCUCCUCCACCGAGGAGGCGCUGCCCGCGCUGCUGGAGGAGGCGAGCAGCCUCUGGAAGCAGAGCUACCCGGCCUCGGCGUACCAGGAGGACGGGGAGCUGGGCCCGGGGCCGCCGGGGCGGCGGGCGGCGCGGGGCGCCUCCCCCUCGAGGAUGUUCUCCUACCGGCGGGAGAGCGGCCCGGGGCCCGGCCCCGCCGCCCCGCCGCAGCCCGAGCGGGAGCGGGCCGCCGCCACAGCCCGCUUCCUCGCCCACCACAACACCUGGGGCUUCGUGGCUACGCAGGCGGCGCAAGGCAAGAUCCAAGGUAUGCCUUAUGGGAACUGUAUACUUGUCAGCGAUGGUCCCAUCAAUAACAGCACUGGAAUCCCUUUCUUUUAUGUGACGCCAAAAGAUAACACUGUGGCAGAUCUACUGAAGAAUCCUGUAGCUUCUCUGACCCUGCCAGAAGCGGAUGGCAAUUUCUGCAGAAAAAAUGUAAUUGAUCCUGAGGAUCCAAGGUGCACCAGACUGACUCUCACAGGACAGAUGGUCACGGUGCCUCCGGAGGAAAUGGAAUUUGCCAAGCAAGCAAUGUUUUCUAGGCACCCAGUGAUAAGAAAGUGGCCUCGUAACUAUGAGUGGUUCUUCAUGAAAAUGAACAUUGAGCACAUUUGGCUUCAAAGCUGGUAUGGGGAAGUUUCUACCAUUACAGCAGAAGAGUAUUUAAAAGCAAUUCCAAGUAAAGCAUGAUGGAAGGGGCUUUGAAAUACACGUCUUCUGAGUUUCCUUUCCAAACACUUUUAAAAUUUCAUGCUGGAUGUUUUCUUUACAGUGAUUCUUUUUUUCAAGUGUUCAAAAUUGCCCUGUCUUAAAUGGAACAGAGUGAAAAUAAACCAACGCAGACUUUGAAAUUAUAAAGGAGAGGUGAAUAGUAACCCUAACCUGCAAAGUACAAUUAUGUCAUUUCAAACAGGCACUAUAUCAUCUUGAACAUCACUUAAAAACAUUUUGUAUCUGUUUUUUUUUUUACUUUUAUUGCUGCACACCCACAUGGAAAUUAUAGUAUGUGCUAAAUAUAAUGUUCUGAUUUACAGAAAAGCGAAUUGCCUAUUCAAAACACCCUGUGUAUUGUGGAAGUAUUAUUGCUGCUUGGUCUCAUGUUUUGUAGGCAUUCUAAGCUAAAUCUAAUAGCUGCAACUUUAGCUAUCCAAGUUAAAAAUAUUUUAAUAAAGGUGUCCUCAUUUGCUAACUUAGAUUUUCUACACGUAUUUUUCCCCAAUUAUCUAAUUGGAUAUUUAGUUUGAAAAUUGAGUAGAGAGGCUGGUGGUAGAACACAGCCUCCCAUCAUGCACUUAGUAGAAAAAAUGCAAGCAGCUUAAACAACACAGCUUCAGUACAGCCUGUCUCCUACUGACGCAGAGCUGGUUAAACAUGUUAAGGGCCAAACAACAAAUCAGCCCCACAAGGAUUAUCCCAGUACAGGUAUAAACAUUCUUGUAAAAAAAUUAAGUAAAUGUUCUCAGCUAGCCUGUUGUAGAUUAUGAGACAGGAAAAGUAUUUUUAAUAGCCUAUAGUCCCAAAUUUUUUACAUCCCACCUCCAGCUACUGUAUUAUUUUUAACUCGUUUGUGCAACUGACUUUUGUAAAGCAUCACUAACUCAUUUAAGGGUGGAGCCAGUCUCUUAACUGUUUUCUCACCAAGUUUAAAAGGGUUCCUUCCUGAAUUUAUUUUUUAAAGAAGCCUAAUGAUAGUUAGAUAUUUCAGUCUGUGAAAAACUCCCUUUUUUAGUGCAGACAGUGCAAACUUCAUUGCAAACAUGUUAUGUGUUGGCAUUUUUCACUGUAAUAUUAAAAUAGUUCAAAGGUCUUCAGCCCUUUCUCUAGAUGGUAAACUUAUUCUGUAGCUUGUAAGGGUAUCACAGUUAAAAAAGGUCCCAUGACUUAACUGGCUAAUUCAUUAUACGGUCUGUAAACUAUACAGUUGUUCUCCCUGUAACACUAAAAACAAGACAAAUUUAGAUGGGUUUUGUGUGCCUGCGAGGGAAUGCGCAAGUCUUUCAGCAUCGCUGGGAAGGAACCAGAGCUCUUAAUAGUAACCCAUGCCAAGGUAGGCCUGAGGAAGAGCACGGGUCUCUCUGUUAACAACCUGAGCUUUUACAAGUUACGCUUUGGACAAGUUAAGCUCGGGGCACUGUGACCAGCUGGAAGCCAAUUAAGCAUAGCUGAGCUUAUUUUGGUUCAUGCAUUAAGAGAGGGCAUCAUUCUCUGAGCCAAGUUAGACAACAUGCUGUUUUAACUACUAGGGGUCACUUAGACCUUGGGUGAUUUCAAGGCUGCAGGCAUUGCUACCAUUACUGAUAUUCUAUAAGAACUGCAGAAAAAUUGGGGGGUGGGGGAUCUUUGUUUGGACACUUGCUAAGCAUAUUUUUUUCUUGUUUCACUUCCAGUGAGCCUGUUAACAGUGCUGAUCUUUUGUAGAGGUAAUUAUGCAAAAAGAGGAAGUGUCCUGCCUGAAUAUGUUUCCUUUUUUUCUUGUCAGAUCAGCAGCAUCUUCCCAUACAAGUCUGCCCCCAAAUCUUGUGGUACUGAAGCAAAACAGCUGAUCCUAUAUAGCUUUAUAGAAUACCAUUAAGUGAAAUCCUCCUGCAUUCGUAUUAUUUUACCAUGGAGAACUUUGUCCACUGUGGAUUUGAUUCUAUCCCCAUUAAGAUUAAUGGGACUUUUUAAAGAAAGUUCAAUAGGUAGAGUACUAGACCCAAUAAGACAGUCUCCACAGGUCUGAAGUACAAAUUUAUGUGCAACUUUAAUUACAUGUUAUCCUAGUUCUCUAUUAUUCCCAGAGAAAUAUGAAAUGCUCAUAUUCCCCUUCUCACACACACACAAACACACUUAAUGUUUAAACAAGCUGAGGAAGAAAAUAAAAAUUUUAGAAAUGUUCUUAUUACUAUACUCUCAUUUUCACUUAGAUACUUGGAUAGCCUAGUAACAGUGAUAGGGCCCUACCACGUAGUAUCUGUUACUUAUUAAUACUCUUGUCUUAAAGUAGUAAGGGAUAGUAUCAACAAUAUUUAGUAGAGCUUUAACUAUUUAAGAAGUCAAUGUGCACCAAGAAAAGUCUUGAAUUUACAAUACACUUUUUGCUAUCUGCUCUCUGCCUGCGUGGUUAGAUUAAUUGGAGUAGUUACUAAAUUACAGUGACACAUCAAUAGGCAAGCUCUGCUAUAUGGACAAGCCUUGAGACUUGACAGAACCUCAAAACACGAAACAGCAGGCACAUGUAAAGUGACAGAGAGGGCUUUGUAAAGAAAUGUCAUGUUAAAUCACCUGUUCUCAUUUCAUGCUUCUUUCUCCCAAAGAAUAGUUUUCAUGAAAGCCCUUGAAAGUCUGUAAAAAUUCAUCAAAAAUAUGCCCUGCAGGGUUUGAAUGGAAUUUUCUGCAGCAAAAAAGGAGAGGAAAUAGUCACUAGUUUGUUUUAUUGGACUUUACAUUGUUAAUUAUAUAUUACUUACAAUUUUUCUUUAAGCUGACAAAUGUCUCAAGUGAUACUGGUCAUCACAUGGUAAGUGAUGUUUGUUAAAGCUUUUAAUCCAAAGGUUAUUAUUAAGAUCCAUAAUAAGAUCAUAUUUUCUUGAGACCAUAAUGGGUCUGAUCUUGCUUUAGUUCAAGUUAAUAGCAAAAAUCCUAUUUAUUUGUUGUGCUUUAAUUGCUAGAUCAAAUAGACAUUUUAUGAAAGGCUUUGUAAGCCUUUAUGAAUUUAUAAAGCAUUGCAACUAGCUGAUUUUUAUUUUCAUGUAUUCUGUAUUUUAGCUAUUUAUUUCUGUAGCUUCCCCCAAAAACCUUGUUGUGCAACAUAUAAUAGUUAAAACUUGAACUGUAGUUUUGCAAUACUUAAGAGAUGCAUUUAGUCAUGUCUGUGUAUUUGCUGAAAAAAGGAAGACAAAGUUCCUAUACUUGAGUUCUAACUUUUAGCUACUUUGUGCAAAUGUAAUGCAUGCACAGUAUUUAAGUACAGCUAGUUUUAACUGCUGUUCUUAUUUUACCAAAGAAUGCUCCAUUUCUAAUGAAAUUUUCAUCACUUAAGUGGAUGAAAUUCACUAUGUUUUAUUUCUGGAUGUGUACUGCAAUUUGCAAUGUAUUUUGACUUCUAAAGAUAUUGAAUGUUGUUAACAAAAUGUCUGUCAAGCACAAAAUGCAAAUAAAAUAAACUUCAGAGGUAAAACUGCA
Messenger RNA from Dromaius novaehollandiae (emu), 4520 nucleotides. It is a transcript of the gene CREG2, whose product is annotated as cellular repressor of E1A stimulated genes 2. The transcript has 4 exons. The record is from RefSeq and is a predicted model, not a curated record. The coding region runs from base 156 to 1046 and encodes 296 amino acids. Lineage: Eukaryota; Metazoa; Chordata; Aves; Casuariiformes; Dromaiidae.